UCUGUUGUUCCGCCACUACAACGACGCCAUACAUUACCGACAGUCGUCAUUUAGUUUGGCCGCCGUUCAAAUAUCUUAUUCCUCUUUAUUUUUUCGGCUCUCUAAGAAGUUGCGGGGAAAAUGCCACCAAAGAUUUCGCCCAGCCGGCGACGGUCGAUCGCAGUGCUUGGACAGCCCUCGUCUAAGACUAUUCAGAAGAAGCGGAGAGCGUACAGCAUAGUUCCCGGUGAGAAACUCAGUCCAGCUGCGAGAGCCCGAAAUUUGGUACAAAAUUCCUGAA
This is a messenger RNA of Phanerochaete carnosa HHB-10118-sp, 280 nucleotides long. RefSeq lists its product as uncharacterized. Lineage: Eukaryota; Fungi; Basidiomycota; Agaricomycetes; Polyporales; Phanerochaetaceae. The coding region runs from base 121 to 279 and encodes 52 amino acids. The record is from RefSeq and is a predicted model, not a curated record. The transcript has a single exon.